This is a messenger RNA of Melanotaenia boesemani (Boeseman's rainbowfish), 1561 nucleotides long. RefSeq lists its product as uncharacterized. The coding region runs from base 133 to 1398 and encodes 421 amino acids. The transcript has 7 exons. The record is from RefSeq and is a predicted model, not a curated record. NCBI's taxonomy places the organism in Eukaryota, Metazoa, Chordata, Actinopteri, Atheriniformes, Melanotaeniidae.
GAGGAUGAGGGUAGAGGAGGAAGAGGAGGUAAUUAAGGAGCAAUAAGAGACCGUCCACAGCGCACGUUGCUGUUGUCAGAGCGAUGAAAGGUGACUGAAAGGCUGCUGGAACGUGAGUAUAUCAAAAUUAUUAUGGGCCACCACUUCUCAUCAGAGAAAGAACGUCAUCAGCUGAAGGAUGCAAUUGGAUCUGUCCUCUAUGAUACCAUGUUGGAAGGUGGAGCCGUACCUGACCUCGGGAUUGUUCAUCCUCUCCUCUUAGCCAAUCAUGAUGAGGGUUUUGCCUCCCAGGCCUGCCUUCAGGAGCAACUGAAACAGUUGCAGAACGACAUUGAGCGCAAGGUGCCCACCUACCUGAAAGAUCUUAUUGGCCGACUGUCGACCUUCUCGGAUGAGCCACGUCUGGCCAGCUUGGUGGGAUUAGUGGUCACUAUGGUGAUGGAUUUGGCCUACACAUCAUCAAAACAAUCAUCGGGAGUGAAAAGAAGGGCAGCAGGUUCAUCGUCAUGUCAGCAGAGAGUCUGGGAGCUCCAGGAAGUGAUGGAGGAGUACUUGAAGCGCUGUAGGAUCAGCCUGAGCGAUAAAAGCAGGCUGAUCCAGGAUGCCGUCAGACUCGAGGCCCAGUUCAGCCUUAUCCUCACCCAGCUGAAGACCUGUCUGCUGGGGGGAGACUGUGACUCAAGGUCUCUGAGACAUUGGGCCAGCGGAGCUGCAUUUCACACCCAGAUGCUGGUUCACUUGAGUCGUCUGGAGGGCAAAGCUGAGCCCCUUUAUGCGAGGGCAGCACUCGAGCAAUAUAAGGAAGACCUUGCACAGAUCAUACCCGCCUACAGGCGUUAUAAGUCGAAUACAGUCUGUGUCAUGAAAUGUCGAGGGGGCCUUCUUUCAAAAUCGGACCUGCCUGCUGAGCUGCCAGAGGAGGGCGCCAUGACGGGACUGACUGUGACUGACAAAGAGACAGGAAAGAGUGUGACCAUCCCACUGUCCCACCUGGAGGAAGAGAUAGGGAGAAGAAGGCAAGUUUCUGGGCCUGAUGCUACUUCUACGACUGUGUCCCCUCAGCUUAACCUGGACCUCAUCACAUCCGAUCAGUAUUCUCAGUUGUACCUGGAACAUAUUUUCUCUAAUAAGGGGCCUGUGGCAGAGCUGGAGAACUACUUUACAAAGGCUAGCGAGAGACUGGGAACACAGAAGAAUGAACUAGGAUGCAAAAACAAGAUGGGAAUGCCUACAAACAAGACAGACGGAAUAAAUGAAGAACAAAGAGUGGUUGAUAUGGAAAUUGGAGAAGAGACAAAGGAAAACAAUCAAUUAGAUGCUAGUUUAAAACUGAGUAUUGUAGAGACACAUCCGGAGGAAAGCCUCGAUCAAAGACAUCAUGGAUCAACAAGUGAAUAAAAGCAGAAAUUGUUAGUUCUUCUUGCAGUUUUCGUUUAUGCAGCGCUUUUUCUGUAUUUGCAGCGCGUUUACACCUGUCGGCCAUGGUAUAAAAAAACUACUAAAACAUGAAACAUUUCUGCUUUGUUGUGCGUUAUGAAUCCAAAUAAACCAGAUUUACUGA